ACCCUGCAUAAUUACGAUCAAUCCCGCCCCCUUUUGCUCCUAGUUAAAGGCCAUAAGACGCCUUUUAGUUUAGUUUUGAAUCGAUUUGAGUUAGAAAUCCAUCAGCUGGUUGAAGACAGAAGCCUCGGCUGUUGAACAGACCUGUGCUUGAGGAUACACUUUUGAGGCUUCCGUGAAGAUGAUUUUCGACAAGGUGAAGAAGUUUUGCGUGGAGUUGGAGUCCCCGAACGCUGACUGCCCGCCUGUGUUCAGCAGUGGAGAUGUGGUGUCCGGGCGAGUCGUGCUGGAGCUCUGUGCAGAAACCAAAGUGCAAUCGGUGAAGCUUCAUGCUGAAGGUUAUGCCAAAGUCCACUGGACCGAAUCUCGCAGUGCAGGAUCCAGCACGGCUUACACACAGAACUACAGCGACGAGGUGGAAUACCUGAACCGGAGAGAGGUGCUGCUGCAGGCAGAUAAUGGGGAACUGACAGUCCUUCCUGCUGGAAGACAUGAAUACCCUUUCAGCUUCCAGCUGCCCGAAGAGACACUUGUGACUUCCUUUGAAGGAAAGUAUGGCAGCAUUCGCUACUGGGUCAAGGUGAAGUUGCACCGGCCAUGGGCCCCGGUGAAGAAGGCCAAGAAGGAGUUUACGGUUAUCGAGCUUAUUGAUAUCAACACACCGGCUCUACUUGCACCUCAGGCUGGAACCAAAGAGAAGAUGGCUCAUAUCUGGUACUACAACUUUGGACAAGUGUCUGUCACUGCAAAGAUUGACCGCAAAGGCUACACACCAGGUGAAGUGAUUCCAGUCUUUGCUGAAUUUGACAACUCCACUUCCCGAUCUGUGCUGCCCAAGGCUUACAUCAUUCAGACUCAGACCUUCUUUGCGAGGGGCACCAUGAAGAAAAAGCAAUCCAUUGUGGCCGUUCUGCGUGGAGAUGUAGUGGGAGCACGGCGCAGAGAGACCUGGCACGGCCGUGCCUUCAAGAUCCCUCCAGUUGGUCCCUCCAUCCUUCACUGCCGUAUAAUUAAAGUGGAGUACAUACUGAAGGUGUGCGUGGACAUGCCUGGCACCUCAAACCUGUCCCUGGAGCUUCCACUGGUCAUAGGAACCAUCCCUCUGCAUCCUUUUGGCAGCCGCACCUCCAGCGUAAGCAGCCAGUACAGUCUGAACAUGUACUGGCUCCGCAUGGCCCUCCCUGAGCAGCGUGAAGCUCCUCCUGACUACAGCUCGAUCGUCACCGAAGAGGAGGCAGUGCAGAAUUCUGCAGCCAGCCGUAUCGAAGAGGACCUCAGCGCAGUGCUGGAGCGCCCCUUCAUGGCGUAUGUGCAGGAAUUCCGCUUCAGACCACCUCCAGUAUACGCUGAGGUGGACCCAAAUCCUCAGGCCGUUAACGUGAGACCACGCUGCAUGACAUGUUGAACAUCACGCUGAUCAUCACACGGUGAUGUCCUGAUCGAAACAAAGCAAAGUUCUGCUUCCACUAGAGGCUCUGGAUCUCUGAAACUGGCACACGCCCCUGGGGAGUUGUGUUCAUCACCUUAGGAUAUGUGCGCUUCCACCAGUUAAGGAUGGGGAAGGAGGAACUCUCUGGACUGAUGGUCAGAUGGAUUCCUGAGUCUUUGCAAGAAGGGGGAAAAAAAAAGUGCAAGGCGGGUUGAUUUUUCUGCUCGUGUACAUGUCUUUAAUUUGUCUCCGAGUAGACUUUGGUCAGUGCCCGCAAAUGACGUAACAACCUCUGAAGCUUAUUUUGUGUUAUGGAGAUGGCUAGACUGAGAAAGGAGCCUUUUUUUAAAUUAAUGCCUAACUGUAUGGGCUAAAUGUUUAGGUGACUUUUUUUUUUCUCUUCUGUAUUUAAAGUCAACAUUGGUGCCACUCCAUAUCAUGUAAUCUCCAUCUGCUAGCUGGAGCAAUAAUGCCUUCACUGACAAGCCAUUUGUGGUAGUCAAAGUGCUUCCAAAUGCAUUGUUUCUCCUUUGUAUAUCUAACAUCAAUAACAUAAUGUUAUUCUAAGCUCUUUUUGGUGUUUGUUGUAUGCGGGUAAGGAAAAAAAAAAUGACCGCGUUGUGCAUGUUGAGACUUGCCUUAAUAUGUACGUGUGAUAAUGGGCAAAAUGGAAAAGUUAAAGUUUUUGAGGAGUCUGAUCCAUAUUACGUGAAAAUCCUGAAGGUAGGAUGUUUUCUUGAAGAGAAAACUGCCCAUGUGUUGGUGGUGAUGAUGGCGAUCUUUGUUAAGAAGUUUGCAGCUGGCAUGACCAUAAACGUUUAAGGCUUUAAUGUGACUGUACCAAAGUGCUUUCUGCAUUUUUGCCAGCAGCCUUUUAUGAUUUAUGACGGUGCAGUAGCCGGCACAAAUGGUCUUAAAGUCAUUAGCUGGAUAACAAGCCAUAUUUGUUCAAAGUGCCUUUUUCUGUUGUUGCAAUAGCAACGUGACUGAGUACAGGGAUUAUGCAUGAUGAUGCAUUAAGCUUUAAACUUGUUAUACCACUCCAAAGUGUACUUAACAUUCCAAAGAUGGCUGAAUUUUUUUUUUUAAUUCCAAAUUGUUAACAUCAGGUAAGAACACAUUGAAUGUACCAUUUUUAUGGCGCUCAUGGAAAAUGAAUGUAUUUUAUAGGAUUUUUUUUUUUCCCAUGUCAAAAAUAUAUUUUCUUAAUUGUUUUCUAAUAAAAUUGAAACAAAUCUGA
Messenger RNA from Neoarius graeffei (lesser salmon catfish), 2666 nucleotides. RefSeq names its product arrestin domain containing 2 (gene arrdc2). NCBI's taxonomy places the organism in Eukaryota, Metazoa, Chordata, Actinopteri, Siluriformes, Ariidae. The transcript has 8 exons. Gene Ontology annotation, biological process: protein transport. The record is from RefSeq and is a predicted model, not a curated record. Gene Ontology annotation, cellular component: cytoplasm; plasma membrane. Bases 179 to 1402 code for a protein of 407 amino acids.